Molecule: messenger RNA, 1719 nt
Organism: Ordospora pajunii
Lineage: Eukaryota; Fungi; Microsporidia; Ordosporidae
Product: putative SPT5-like protein
Exons: 1
Coding region: 1-1719 (572 amino acids)
Biological process (GO): regulation of DNA-templated transcription elongation; regulation of transcription by RNA polymerase II; transcription elongation by RNA polymerase II
Cellular component (GO): DSIF complex
Molecular function (GO): mRNA binding
Source: RefSeq, a predicted model, not a curated record
AUGGCAAAAAGGCCUUUGAGUAAGUACGUGAGUGUGGAAGCGUCUGAGGACGACUCUGAGCAGAGCAGCGAGGAUAUAGAUGACAUCCAGGAGGCUGCUAUUCCCACAAGGAAUUGGAAGAACAUUGCAAGGGAAUUGGAGGAAAAGUAUGCAGACGUUCCUGACGAGGAAGACAGUGAUGAGGAAGAUACUGUGGAGCAUGGAAUAAGACAAGCAAGUUUAGUGCCAAGAAGUACGUCUCCUAGGCUGUUUAUUGUGCGAGUAAAGCGAGGUGCUGAGAAGGAUGUGCUGAUGAAGAUUGUGGAGAAUGAGCCAAAGAAUGUGUUUGGUGUAGUGUGCAAGGACGGGCUCAAGGGAUAUAUUUAUAUUGAAGCUUUUCAGAAGCAGCACGUGAUUGAUGCGUUAGGAUCGAUCCGAGGAGUCAGUCGUACAAAAAUAUCCGUCGUUCCUCAGAAGGAGAUGAUUGAAGCAAUGACGUAUUGUAAGCCCGAGGCAUACGGAGAGUGGGGCAGGAUAACAAAGGGUAGGUAUAAGGGCGAUUUGGUGAAAGUAAUUGGUGUAGAUGGCGACAUGGUAAGAAUCAGGGCGCUUCCGAGGAUUGAAGGAGAGAGGAAGCUUUUCAAGCCUGAAGAUUUCAAAAGCCAAGAAGUUAUUAGGUCGAACGGAUACUACAUCUACAAAAGAGACACAUACUCGGAUGGGUUUUUGGAAAAGGAUGUGCUGAGAAGCACAAUUGAUUUUGGAGCGGAGCCAACACUUGAAGAGCUUGAGAUGUUCCUAGUGCCUUGCACUGUUUCUGUAGGAGACAGAGUUAGGGUUUGCAGGGGAGAGCUACUUGGCAUGAAAGGUGUUAUCAAGAGCAUCAACGGCAGGAUUGCAACUAUUGAAGGGGAUAAAGGAAGAUUUGAAAUGGAAAGCUCUGAUGUUUGCAAGCACUUUGAGGUUGGAGAAACUGUUUCAUACAAAGGAGAGAAUGGAAUCGUUGUAAAUAUAAAUGAUAAACAGUGUGUAGUUGCCAUGCACGACUUUACUGAUGAAGUCAAUGUAAGCAUCGACGACUUGAAGAUGGCAGUGGCAGAAGGAAGUAGAGCAGCUGGAAAGGUCGGACCAAUAGAACGAAAAAGAGUAAAGAGAGAUCCUCUGAUUAAUAAGGAAGUGCAGGUGCAGGUUGGGGAAUACAAGGGGCAUGUGGGAUUGGUUAAGGAUAUAGAUAGAAACAUAUGCAGGAUACAGCUAAAUUCCAACAUGAGGUUUGUAAAUGUCGAAAGAUGCCAUGUGAUUGUUUUGGACUACCAAGCAUCUGCAAAGCCAUCAAAAUAUAACGAGCCAAGUGCCUUUGCAACACCAGGAUACAAAACACCCGGAUAUAGAACGCCAGGGUAUAAGACGCCAAGCAUAACCGCCGAUGAUGUCGGAAUCGAGUGGUUAAAUGAAGAUGAUAAGCCAUACAAAGGAGCACUGAUAAAUGUUCUUGGAAAGGAAGUUGUUAUUGAGGACUAUCAAAACGAUUUAUUCAUUACCAAGGACGGAAUGUUUGCGAACGAAGAUGUUGCAUUCGUUCAGCCUCAGAAAAAUGAUCUUGUCUGUAUACUUGAUGGUGAGAGAAAAGGCAUCACCGGAAUUCUCAUAGCUGUAAAUGGAGACUCGGCAAUCAUAAGAUCAGCUGGCGGGCCUGUAAUACACAUUCCGAUGAGUUGCAUAUCAAGAAAGAUGUACUAG